This is a messenger RNA of Perca fluviatilis (European perch), 1587 nucleotides long. RefSeq names its product alkB homolog 3, alpha-ketoglutarate dependent dioxygenase (gene alkbh3). Gene Ontology annotation, molecular function: dioxygenase activity. Gene Ontology annotation, biological process: DNA alkylation repair; DNA repair. The transcript has 11 exons. Gene Ontology annotation, cellular component: nucleus. The record is from RefSeq and is a predicted model, not a curated record. NCBI's taxonomy places the organism in Eukaryota, Metazoa, Chordata, Actinopteri, Perciformes, Percidae. The coding region runs from base 186 to 1082 and encodes 298 amino acids.
AACACACUUGCCAUGGCUGUCAAACAUGGAUGUAUUAAAGCACAGCUGCCGUAGUUUAUGUAGAGUUGGCUCUUUUCUUUGUAGCUGUAGUGUUGCGUUUUAGCAGCCAUUUGUUUACGGAUAAUUGGUUUCCAUAUUGAUGAAAGCUUGGUCUUCUUCCUUUGGUCACCCGCAGAUGUAAUGCAAUGUCAGAUAAGCGUCAACGUGCCAGAGUCCAGGGCUCCUGGGCAAAGCAACUGCCAAAACCAUCUAGACCAACAGGUGCAGUCCCAAACAACCAACAACCCAGAAAUGUCAAUUCGGCCCCUAGUUCUUGGGGAUGUGGGCCACAGAAAACACCUAAGACAUUUGAGUUUCACCAGCCCACCAAGCCAGUUAGAGAUAUUCCACCAGAGAAUGUGAUGGAGCAGGCAGGUGAUCAUGUGAUCAGCAUUGGACCAUCAGGAGUGUCCAGACUGCGGCUGCUGCCUGGGUUUCUUCCCCCAAAAGAGGCUGACUGGAUGUUCAGUAAGCUGUUAGCAGAGCUUCCCUGGUCCCAGAAGACCAACUACAGACAGGGUGAGGCAUACGAGGAGCCCAGGCUGACUUGCUGGUAUGGAGAGUUGCCCUAUACAUAUGCUCGCUCCACCAUGGCUGCUAACACACAGUGGCAUCCAUUGCUGUUAACCCUUCGCAAGGCAGUGGAGCAGGUGAGCGGAUGCAGCUUCAACUCACUGCUGUGUAACCUGUAUCGGGACGGCCAUGACAGCAUCGGCUGGCACAGUGACAACGAGGCCGCCUUGGGCACCAAGCCCACCAUCGCCUCCGUCAGUCUGGGCGACACCAGAGUGUUCGGCCUCCGCAAACAGCCUCCACCGGAGGAAAAUGGGGACUACACUUAUGUGGAGCGGAUUCGGGUUCCUCUGAGUCACGGGACACUUUUGGUGAUGGAUGGAGCCACACAAGACGAUUGGCAGCAUCAAGUGGCUAAAGAGUACCAUGACCGAGGCCCGCGCAUCAACUUGACCUUCAGAACUAUGUACCCAGAGCCAGAGGGCCACAGGCCGGGAACCAAGCUGCGAUUCACACACAGCCAACCGUAAACUUCCCUCAGAGUCAGUUUCCAGUGACGGCUGGGCAAAAAGUGAAGAUCGAUUAGACGGACCAAACGCAGCAUCACCAGGGAAGAUACCAAGAUUCUACUGAUGUCUUUGGGACACGAAAGCUUGAGAGACAGUACUUCACCUUAAGAUUACCUAAUAUACUGACAAAAUGACUGUGUAUGUAGAUUCUAUUUGAUAACUACCCUUUUUUGAAAGAUUUACACUCACUCUCUCACACACACACACACACACACACACACAUACACACUCUUAGAAGAACUGUGAUGUCAAAACACUCAUGGGUCAUUUGUAGCAUUGGCUAAGUGUGAGAAAGUAUCCUACUGUAGCUUUCAGUGACAAGUCCCAGCAAACAUGGCUGCUGCAACAAGCAGGCUUAAUAUGUAUGAGCUAAUUUUUUGCCAGAAUUCUGGUAAUUGUUUGCUUCGAGCUUCAGUUUUCUGUAUAAUUAACAAUUUUCUUGUGGAAAUAAAAGAUAACAAAUUCA